AUCAAAGUCUGUCCGUAAUGCCAGGUACCUUUGUGCAAAGCGCUGUUAUUUAAGUCAUCGCCUGAUGAGGUACAAAGAGCUGCCGAAGCUUUAGACGUGGAGUCUUCUGAGUGAAGCUCCUCCCACAACUAUCACACCUUCAGUGAAGCUCCUCCCACAACAAUCACACCGUCAGUGAAGCUCCUCCCACUGCAGUUCAUCAAUAAAUGCUGAAAUAUUCCCUUGAGUCUACAAGUGACGAUGAAAAUUAAAGCAUCAGGAAGAAGUGAAAUCUGCAGAGACAGAGUUUAUUGAAGAACAGAGAGAACAUGAGAGAUCCAGAACCCUGCAGAAUGAAACACACUGAAGAACAAACAGAGUUGAUUGAAGAAAACGAGGAGCAUGAAGAACUGAAUAAAGAGGAGCAGAAGCAACAUGUCCAAACUGGAGAAAACUCUUUGAGUUGCUCUCAAACCAAACAGAAAGGUUUAAAGAAGAGAAGAGACAAGAAAUCUUUCACCUGCACUCAGUGUGGAAAGAGUUUGAGAAACAAACAUAGUCUUGAGAUUCACAUGAGGAUCCACACUGGAGAGAAACCAUACAGAUGUGAUCGGUGUGAGAAGAGUUUUACAGCAUCAUCAAACCUUAAGAGACACAUGCGGAUCCAUACUGGAGAGAAACCUUAUGAAUGUGAUCAAUGUGGAAAAACAUUUUUGAGGGCUUCAAACCUGAAGGAGCACCUGAGAGUUCAUUCAACGGAGAAACCACAUUCAUGUUCUUUAUGUGGAAAGAGGUUUUCACAUCUGCAGAGUUUAAAAGUACAUCAGAAGAUACACACUGGUGUGAAAGAAUAUAUGUGCUUUGAGUGUGAGAAGACUUUUAUUACAGCUGAACAUUUGAAACGGCACCAGAGGAUCCACACUGGAGAGAAACCUUACAAGUGUUCACACUGUGACAAGAGAUUCAGUCAGACAUCAUAUCUGAAAUCACAUGAGAGGAUCCACACUGGAGAGAAACCUUACAAGUGUUCACACUGCGACAAGAAAUUCAGUGAGUUAGGACACCUGAAAUCACACGAGAGGAUCCACACUGGAGAGAAACCUUACAAGUGUUCACACUGCGACAAGAAAUUCAGUGAGUUAGGAAACCUGAAAAGACACGAGAGGAUCCACACUGGAGAGAAACCGUAUCACUGCAUUGUAUGUGGGAAGAGUUUCCGUAAUUCAUAUUUUCUACUUAAGCAUUUCAAAGAACAUUCACAGUCAGUAGUAGGGAAUACACAAACUAAUCGACUACUCUACUUCAAUGCUCUGCCAUGACGCUUUAAGCUUGAUGUUGACUAGUCGCUGGUCCUAUAGAUGACACAACAGGAUAAUAAACCUUUGAAGGACUUCCACAUUUAUGCUCCAUUUCCAAACAGUUAAAAUGUCAAAUAAAUGUAUACUCUGAAA
Carassius carassius (crucian carp) is the source of this 1430-nucleotide messenger RNA. Its product is annotated as zinc finger protein 501-like. Bases 309 to 1298 code for a protein of 329 amino acids. Gene Ontology annotation, molecular function: RNA polymerase II cis-regulatory region sequence-specific DNA binding; DNA-binding transcription factor activity, RNA polymerase II-specific. The record is from RefSeq and is a predicted model, not a curated record. Gene Ontology annotation, biological process: regulation of transcription by RNA polymerase II. Gene Ontology annotation, cellular component: nucleus. NCBI's taxonomy places the organism in Eukaryota, Metazoa, Chordata, Actinopteri, Cypriniformes, Cyprinidae. The transcript is spliced from 3 exons.